Penaeus chinensis is the source of this 3414-nucleotide messenger RNA. RefSeq names its product collagen alpha-1(X) chain-like. The coding region runs from base 328 to 2793 and encodes 821 amino acids. NCBI's taxonomy places the organism in Eukaryota, Metazoa, Arthropoda, Malacostraca, Decapoda, Penaeidae. The record is from RefSeq and is a predicted model, not a curated record. The transcript has 23 exons.
ACGGUCAAAGGGAAAGGAAGAAGAGGAAUUAUUCCUUAUAUCCGUUUGUUUUUCAUAUUACAUCCGACUAACGGAUGGAAGUUCUUAGCUAGAGUUAUAGAAGGCAUAAGGCGAAAUGUCAGUGCGUAAACUGUAAAAAGUCUAUUCAGAGAACGGGAAGAUAGACUGCAUAUAUCAAAACACGGAUACAAACUGUUAUUCACUUUUGCCACAGUAUGUUUGCAAACAUAUAAAUUGCAGUAAUUCUCAUACACAAAAAUGUGAUUUGAUAAAAGCUUUGGAACCCUAAAUAUCCGAAGCCUUUAUGAGAAGCCUCACCAAAGAAAAAUGUGUACUAUAGCUGUGUUUCGACGCGUCUCUGGCGUAGUGCUAACGCAAGUGUGGCUCCUCCUUCUCCAGGGAGCUCUGCAAGAACUCAGUCCUCUCAGUGUCGGUAAAGCUCGGUGCGAAAAAACUUUUCCGUACUACGGUUCCGGUGAUGGCAGAAAUGACAUUAAUAUUGUGGAUGAUUCUGAGUACUCCGGUUCCGGUGAUGGCAGAAGUGACAUUAACAUUGUGGAUGAUUCUGAGUACUCCGGUUCCGGUGAUGGCAGAAGUGACCUUAAUAUUGUGGAUGAUUCUGAGGUUGACAUGGAAGAGGACUACAGACUCCUCAUUCCCGCGUUUGAGGGUUCUGGAGAUGAUUAUUUAGACAACACCCCACCUCCUCCACUUCCACCUCCUCCACCAGGCUAUCCAGUACCAGGCGUAAAGGGAGAGAAAGGAGAACCAGGCAUGAAAGGAUCGCCAGGCGAGGCUGAUGUCGGACCUCCUGGCCCCCCUGGUCUUCCAGGGCCCCCUGGUAUACCGGGGCGAUCAUAUCUGGAUUGGCCGGAACUUGGAUCUGGUGGUGGCAACGAACUUACGCGAACAUGUUUUUGCAAUAUUUCUUCCGUGACUGCGCUAGUCCGGGAACAGCUGUUCAAAAGGCCGGAAUACGCAAACGAACGAGGAAGCAAGGGAGAUAAAGGAGAUCAAGGGCCUCCUGGCCCGGCCGGACUGCAAGGUGAAAAGGGUGAACCAGGAAAGGAUGGACCGCGUGGCCUUCCUGGGGAGAGGGGUCCGCGGGGUCCCGCAGGACCACCAGGGAUAUUUUAUUCACCAGAAAAAGGAGAAGAAGAUUUCCCUGAGUUUUUACCAGAAACUGCAACCAAGAAGCCUGAGAAGGGUUCCGUUGACCCUGAAGGUUGUAUAGGCGUUUCCGAUGACAAUGGAAUGAAAGGGGUUGACGGGGAAAAAGGUGACAAAGGAGAAAAAGGGCUGCUGGGCGUGCCAGGUCUUAAAGGGUUUCAGGGUGAGCCAGGGAUCCCAGGCAUGAUUGGCGCUCCGGGUCCGCCAGGACCUGCUGGAAAUCAAGGUGUUCGUGGUGAAAAAGGUAACAAAGGUCUGCCGGGAAUAGGGGUGCCAGGAACCCCAGGAACCCCAGGAGGUCUUACCGAAGAAGAACGAAGAAUCGUAAUAGAUGAGCUGUUGGGAUUGCUCGAGGGUGAGAACAGCGGUCUCAGCUUUAACGUGUUUGAGAGUUCUGGACAUUUCCCUUGGUUUGGAGAAGCUGAUCCCAGGCUAACGGGGCCACCAGGACCUAAGGGCAAUCAGGGACCUAAGGGACCUAGAGGACUACCAGGAAAUAUUGGUCCUUCUGGUUCUCCUGGUAAAGAUGGUUUUCCUGGAUCCGUGGGGCCGCCAGGAGAACCAGGUCUUCCCGGGGCGAAAGGUGAUACAGGGUCAGUCGGUACGAAGGGUGACCGCGGUCAUUCUGGGCCACCAGGAGUCCCAGGACCUAUUACUACCCUUAUACAGCCUGAUGGAACAAACAUCACACUUGUCAAGGGUGAAAAGGGCGAACGUGGAAUGAGGGGCAGGCGAGGUCAUCCUGGGUCGUCUGGCCUGUCAGGGCCGAUCGGCGACCUUGGUCUACCGGGUUGGCCGGGUUCUCCUGGUAGACCAGGCCCUCGAGGGCUCCCGGGUUCUGGCAUUAAAGGCGAGGCAGGAACCCCAGGUCUACCCGGACCCCCUGGCCCUCCAGGCCCUCCAGGUUCAUCAGGUCGUACAAAGGGAUUCGACAGCGGUCAUUCAGAUACAUUUUCCGACUUAGCAGUGAGCUAUAAUGCACGGGAGCGGCAAGGACCGCCUGGCCCACCGGGACCUCCUGGACCUCCAGGUCAGGUCAUAGGUGGCCGAAUGUACACUUCGAUUCCAGGACCCCCUGGGCCCCCUGGACCACCUGGGCCGGCGGGCUUACCAGGUUGGCCUGUUAGGAGUCAAGGGCAGUUCGAGGAACACUCAGGCAUCGAUGACGGGAGACAAGUGCCUUAUAUAUCUGGCAGCAUCGGCAAAACCAAUCCUGAACAAGGUUCCUAUGGCCCUUCUUGGAGAUCAAGAGAUAACAUUAAUGAAGAGUUAAACGUGAAAAAGAUAACUGAAGGCUUUGUAACAGCAACAAACAAGCAGGCAAUGUUAAAGAUUAGUGAAGUUUCUCCGCCGGGCACACUUGUGUUUUUGACAGAUGAGGAAGCUUUGCUUGUUAGAAUUGUUAGCGGGUGGCGGUAUGUCUCUUUUCAGUUAGGAUUAGUCGUGGCGCCGACGCUCGCGUCACUCUAUAACACGGAAACCUUCAAGACUUCAAUUCCGGAAUAUAAUCUUCCUUUUCGAACUCCACUCGCUCCGCACAGGGUUCAACUUUCCAAUGCCCUACAAGUAUAUUUGGCACGGGUCGCACGUCGCCGGCGAACGGUCCCACACAGCGUAUUGUAAAGCUUGGAACACAGAUUCACGGACGGCUUUUGGAUUAGCAUCAUCUCUCCUCAACAGCAGUCUAUUAGGACAGGAGCAGUUACGAUGCAACAUUUCCCUUGCUGUUCUUUGUAUUGAGGCAAUAAGUCAGCGUAAACAUUUCACAAAGCAAGAUGACUAGACCUUUAUCCAAUGAUGAAAUAUUAAUGAGAAUGAUGAAACGAACGAAAAAGGAUGAGGUGUAUUUGUUUAUGUAUAUACAUACAUAUAUGUGUGCGUGCGUGUCAGUCUCUCUCUCUCUCUCUCUAUCUCUCUCUCUCUCUCUCUCUCUCUCUCUCUCUCUCUCUAUAUAUAUAUAUAUAUAUAUAUAUAUAUAUAUUAUAUAUAUAUAUAUAUAUAUAUAUAUAUAUAUAUAUAUAUAUAUAUAUAUAUCUGUCUUCCAAUGAAUUAAUUAUAAUACAGGCUGUUAGCAUUAGCAAUGUACAGGUCACCAACACCAUCCAAACUGAUGGCUGUGACAACCACACACACAAAAACACACACACACAGAUAUAUAUUAAAUAUACAUAUGCAAAUGUAUUUAUAUUCAUAUUUGUAUAUAUAUUUAUAUAUAUAAAUAUACAUAUAGACAUAUACAAUCUC